AUGUAUUUAGAAGAAGGUGUUUAUAGGGACUACAGACAAAAAGGAAUGGAUUCAUUCAAGGCUUUGGAGUGGUGGAAUAUUCAUAAACUAAAGUACCAUGUCUUAUCGAAGAUGGCUAUGGAUGUGCUUGUGAUCCCGAUUUCUACCGUUGCAUCUAAGGCAACAUUUAGUGUUGGGGGUAGAUUAAUUGAUCGAUACAUAUCUUCAUUGGCACCGGACACUGUUCAAAAGUUGAUUUGUGGAGGAGAUUGGAUUAGACAUCGUUAUGGACUCAAGAAAAAAUUGAAGUUCUUUUUACACAAAGAGGAAAUGCCCAUUGAAGUUUUAUUACCUACGGGGACAAGUAAUAGUUAA
Messenger RNA from Lactuca virosa, 354 nucleotides. The record is from the annotation of a GenBank genome assembly. Lineage: Eukaryota; Viridiplantae; Streptophyta; Magnoliopsida; Asterales; Asteraceae.